AUGACAGCCGUCCUGACCGUGUCUGCGAAGGCCACGCCCUUCCCAUUUGCAGCCAUUGCGGCCGCGGCUUACACUCAAAAGGCCGAGGUCAACUACGAGGAGUCUGCCUCCACGGUCACUUUCGACCAUGAAGGCUCCAGUAUCACUGCUGAAGAUCAGAUCGUCCAAGCUUUGGCUAAAGCUAGCGGACUGGCGGAGGACAGCUCAAAGACACCCGCGUACUUCGCACUCGCGAAAACCCUCUCCACCAGUACUGCCGUUCCCGAGAUCAUUGCUGCCUUGAAUGCGUUGGACAAUCACCUCGGGUAUCGCACCUUUUUGGUUGGUCAUGACAUCACUGCUGCAGAUUGGAUGGUCUGGGGUGCCAUCAAAGGGAAUAUCAAGAUCAUCGGUCUUCUCAAGAACAACUUACACAAACAUCUCAACCGGUGGCACUCGCAUCUCGAAUCACUGGAGUCCACGCAGGCUGCUCUUGCUGGGUUGAACGAAGCCAAGGCGAACAAGGCUCGAUCGAAUCAAAAGACAGCGUCGGGAUUCGCGCUCGGCCUCCAAAAUGCAAAGGAGGGAGAAGUGGUUACGCGCUUUCCGCCUGAACCGAGUGGCUACCUGCACAUUGGUCACACGAAGGCGGCGAUCUUGAACCAGUAUUUCGCUAAAAUGUACAAUGGCAAGAUGCUCAUCCGAUUUGACGACACCAACCCGUCAAAAGAACGAACCGAAUUUGAGGAGACCAUCCUCGAGGAUCUUAGCCUCUUGAACAUUAAGGGCAAUAGCAUCUCCCAUACUUCGGAUUACUUCGAUCAGCUUUAUGAUCUUGGCAUCAAAAUCAUCGAGUCGGGGAAUGCCUACGCGGAUGAUACCGAACAAGCCCAGAUGCGCGAAGAGCGCAUGCAUGGCAUUGCCUCAAAAAAUCGCGACGCUUCUGUAGAGGAGAAUCUUGCGCGUUUCGCGGAAAUGAAGAAGGGGACGCAGGAGGGUCUCCGAUGGUGUAUUCGCGCUAAGAUCAGCGUUGAUAAUCCCAACAAGGCUAUGCGCGACCCUGUCAUCUACCGUUGCAAUGUUCUUCCUCAUCAUCGCACAGGGGACAAAUGGAAAAUCUACCCCACAUAUGACUUUGCAUGCCCCAUCGUUGACUCUUUAGAAGGUGUCACCCACGCGCUGCGUACGAAUGAAUACCGCGACCGUAAUCCACAAUACCAAUGGAUGAUUUCCGCGCUCAAGCUGCGCCCCGUAAACAUCUGGGACUUCAGCCGACUCAACUUCAUCUAUACCCUCCUCUCUAAGCGCAAGCUACAUUGGUUCGUUGAUAACAAGCAUGUGCGCGGCUGGGAUGACCCGCGGUUCCCCACCGUGCGCGGGAUCCGAAGGAGGGGGAUGACGGUCGAGGCCCUGACGCAGUUUAUGUUGUCACAGGGACCGAGUCAGGCUGUUGUCUCGCUGGAGUGGGACUCGAUUUGGGCGCUGAAUAAAAAGGUGAUUGACCCAGUCGCCCCGAGGUUUUGGUCGAUCUUGAAAAAUAAGCCCGUCCCUGUCACUAUCACUGGCGGACCCUCCACCAUCGAGGUCAAGGCUCUUCCUAAGCACAAGAAGAACCCUGAAGUUGGCGAGAAGAAGACAGUUUACAGCUCUUCUGUAUUAGUGGAGCAAGAGGACGCCUUGUCGUUCGAUGACAAUGAAGAGGCAUGUAUCACUCUCAUGGACUGGGGCAAUGCCAUCGUGCGUUCCAAGGAGACGGAUGCCUCCGGUGCGGUGACCGCCAUCACGAUGGAGCUGAAUCUCGAGGGCGACUUCCGCAAGACAAAGAAAAAGAUAACUUGGCUCGCCCAGCCCACGUCCGAGCACCCCCUGGUAGAGGCGACUCUGUUGGACUACGACUACAUCAUCACAAAAAAGAAGCUCGAGGAGGGUGACGACGUCAAAGACUUUGUAACGCCUGUGACGGAGUUCCGCGAGGACGCGCUGGCGGACGCGAACGUGUUGGAGCUCAAGAAGGGCGACAUCAUCCAGUUUGAACGCAAGGGAUAUUACAUCUUUGACGGCAUCGUUGAGGGCGAGGCAGGGAAGAAGUGGGAAUUCAUUAACAUUCCUGAUGGACGGGCGUCUAGUCUGGCGAGCAAGGCGGGCGUGGGAGCGGCAGCAUCUGCCGAGACACAAGGGAAGGGGAAGGCUGCCUCACGAGCGGAGGACAAGGCUGCCGAUCCCCCCGCGGAAAUCAAAAUGUACAAGGUGGCGAAGAUCUACGGCGAAGAGCCGCCUACAACUGAGGGGGCAUCGAAGAUGUACGAAGUGAAGAGCGUAUAAGUACAGCCUGUAGGUGAUUAAGAGGCGUGACUGGCCUUGAUGGGUGUUGCAGCCGAUGUACGAGUACUGUGACGGCAUGACCGUCACGCCGUCAUCACAGUAAUUGAUCGGUUAUUUACGUGU
Heterobasidion irregulare TC 32-1 is the source of this 2424-nucleotide messenger RNA. RefSeq lists its product as uncharacterized. The record is from RefSeq and is a predicted model, not a curated record. NCBI's taxonomy places the organism in Eukaryota, Fungi, Basidiomycota, Agaricomycetes, Russulales, Bondarzewiaceae. The transcript is spliced from 8 exons. Gene Ontology annotation, biological process: glutamyl-tRNA aminoacylation; translation. Gene Ontology annotation, molecular function: glutamate-tRNA ligase activity; ATP binding. Bases 1 to 2301 code for a protein of 766 amino acids. Gene Ontology annotation, cellular component: cytosol; methionyl glutamyl tRNA synthetase complex; cytoplasm.